UUGGCUACACUGAGUGCCUGUCAUUGCUGCUUCCACCGGUGAUUGGUAGUCAGGGCGCCGCUCUGCGAGGCGCCGGUUCCGCCCCCGUCGGGUGUUUGUGGUGGGGCUGCGGAGUCGCCGAUCCCGCCGGAAGCGCCAGGACAAUGGGGACCCGGGACGACGAGUACGACUACCUAUUCAAAGUGGUGCUGAUUGGAGAUUCAGGUGUGGGCAAGAGCAACCUGCUGUCACGCUUUACCCGAAACGAGUUCAACCUGGAGAGCAAGAGCACCAUUGGUGUGGAGUUCGCUACACGCAGCAUUCAGGUGGAUGGCAAGACCAUCAAGGCACAGAUCUGGGACACAGCUGGCCAGGAGCGUUACCGUGCCAUCACCUCCGCUUACUACCGAGGUGCAGUGGGUGCACUGCUAGUAUAUGACAUCGCCAAGCACCUGACGUACGAGAAUGUGGAGCGCUGGCUGAAGGAGUUGCGGGACCAUGCAGACAGCAACAUCGUCAUCAUGCUGGUGGGCAACAAAAGUGACCUGCGCCACCUGCGGGCUGUGCCCACCGAUGAGGCCCGUGCCUUUGCAGAAAAGAACAACUUGUCCUUCAUUGAGACCUCAGCCUUGGACUCCACCAACGUAGAGGAAGCAUUCAAGAACAUCCUCACAGAAAUCUAUCGCAUCGUGUCACAGAAGCAGAUCGCUGACCGUGCAGCACAUGAUGAGUCCCCUGGCAACAAUGUGGUUGACAUCAGCGUGCCACCCACCACCGAUGGACAGAAACCCAACAAGCUGCAGUGCUGCCAGAACCUGUGACCGCCCUGCUCCUCCACCCAGCGUGCGUGCACGUCCUUGAUCCUUGGCCCCGGCCCUUCCCUAGUCCCCCUGGGACAGGCUGCUCCCAUCCUCCAGCUGGCCCAGGAAGAGUAGGAGUGGCACCUGCUUUCCUGCCUGCUCGAGAGAAGCUAGAAACCCCUGCUUAUGCACCUGCUCUGGGGUCUCUGCGGGCAUCUUGGCAGGGUAGGGAGGUUGGCAGGAUGGACAGGGCCAGCCAGAGGCAAGGAAGAUGAGUGGAAGGAGCCGGCUUCUCCUGUUUUCCAUGGCAGACUUCAAGGAACGAUCACCUCCCUCCCUCUGGCCAGCUGGCCCUGCAUCCCCACCCAGAACCCUCUCUGGGAUGACCCUGAAGAGCCAGGCAGCAGGAGCCAGGCAGGUGGACACCCCAGGCUCCACCUCCCACCUGCACCACCACAGCCAGCGCCAGCACGGCCUCCAGCACUCCUGGGCCUGCACACCCCUGCUCCUGCCUGUAGAUUUAUGCUGGGAGAAGACCCCCUCGCCCUUCUCUCCCUCCUCCUCUGCACGCAGCGCUCUCCCCCUGCCCAUCCCCACCCCCUCUUCUCUGUCUCGUCUCCUUGUCUGGUCAGGAACCUGUUUGCAAGUGAAGCAAUAUCUCCGUGUUUUGUAUAUACAACCGCUCUUGUAGCCUUUGGUUUUUGUUAUUGUAGAGAAACACAGAUUCUUUAUACACUUUGUAAGAUUUACGCCAAACCCCAGCUCUCGAUCUCUUAUUCUCCUUGUAGCCCCUGCACUGUUGCCCAUUACUAAAAUGUAUAAGCCAACUUCCUGUACAGAAACCUGC
Messenger RNA from Nannospalax galili (Upper Galilee mountains blind mole rat), 1626 nucleotides. It is a transcript of the gene Rab11b, whose product is annotated as RAB11B, member RAS oncogene family. The transcript is spliced from 5 exons. Gene Ontology annotation, molecular function: GTP binding; GTPase activity. Lineage: Eukaryota; Metazoa; Chordata; Mammalia; Rodentia; Spalacidae. Gene Ontology annotation, cellular component: recycling endosome. Gene Ontology annotation, biological process: regulated exocytosis; constitutive secretory pathway. The record is from RefSeq and is a predicted model, not a curated record. The coding region runs from base 144 to 800 and encodes 218 amino acids.